Sclerotinia sclerotiorum 1980 UF-70 is the source of this 579-nucleotide messenger RNA. RefSeq lists its product with no specific name. The record is from RefSeq and is a predicted model, not a curated record. Lineage: Eukaryota; Fungi; Ascomycota; Leotiomycetes; Helotiales; Sclerotiniaceae. The coding region runs from base 1 to 579 and encodes 192 amino acids. The transcript is spliced from 2 exons.
AUGGGUCUCAAAGCUAUCUACCCUGAAUGGUUUCUACCUUCAACUGUUAUCUUGAAAAAGCGAAAGCUUGAUUGGGAUGAUGAGUUCGAAACAGAAAAGCGUAUAUAUCACCAUUUGAAGCCUCUUCAAGGAACCUUUAUCCCGAAGUUCUAUGGAGAGGCAAUCUAUGACGGAUCUCCUGCUUUGGUUCUCUCAAAGAUCUGUGGGCAAAGACUUCACGAUAUCGAUUUUGAUACACGACCGGAAGCUGACGAUCCUAUUUUCGAGGCGAAAGUAGAAGAAGCUUUCAAGGCAUUAACCGAGUAUGGAGUAAUUCACGGAGACUCUGAACUGCAUAAUAUCUUCGAAGUUGAAGAUCGAGUAAUGAUCAUUGAUUUUGAACAGGCUGAAUUGGGAAGCAAGAUAUGGGAAGGGAGUACUAAUAAAGGUAAUGUAGGAUAUCUUAUGCGAGAAUUCCAGCGAGCUCGUGGAGGAACCGAGUUCAUUUUGGCAGAAUGCGAGUGUGUAAUGAAGGAAUCAAUUGAACAGGCUAAAUGCAAAAGCCAAGAUGAUUUAUAUGUGGAGAUUUGUGCAGAUUAG